GUAAAUUAAAAGUAUUUUACGUAUUCAUCAACAAAAGGAAAGGAGAUUGAUUAAUUAUUUAUAAUUAAUUAAUCUUCAAGAACUCGAUAAUUUUAAAUAUCACUAAAAAAAAUCCAUUUUUUAAUAUUUCGAUAAAAAAAACUAAAAAGCCUUUCUCAUAAAAAGAUAAAUAAAAUGAGAUAACAAUAAUAACCACUCCAAUAAAAUGAUUGGUUAGCUUUAAACUAACCUCAGAUACUUCAGCCAUUAUAAAAUAGUUACAAUUACUCAAAUUUUAACCAAUUUAGUUCAAUUGAAAAUGAAUUACUUAAAUAAAAGUUGGUUUAGUAUGAAAAAGAGCUAUCUCUUUAUAAAAAAAGAGAAUAGGAAAUGCUCUAUUAUUCUUAGAGCAAUUAAUAUAUGGCACAUGCUCCUGUGAUUAGCUAAUUAUAGCACUAAUUUCCAUAGAUUGCAUCUCUUGGUUAGCAAUAACAACAAUCGUAAUAAUUCAAUUAAGGACCUCUUGUAUAAAUGUAAAAUUAUCAAUUGCAGCAAUAAUAACAACUACAACUACAGUAAUAUUUGCAGUAGUAUUAAAACAAUAUAUAGCUUUAGUAGUAAAAUGCUUAAUAAAACUACAUAAAUAAACUCGCGUAAUAAUAAAACAUGCUAGAUCAAUAACCAAACUUCUAAAAAAAUAGUAAUCAAAUGUAUAGUCCACAGAAUUAAGCUUUAUAAAAUAAUGUUUCUUUUUCUAACAAUCUUUAAAACUUAACUAGUAAUUCUUAACAUGCCUCUUCUUUCAACUUUUUAGGAAAUGAGAGUUAAUCAUCAAACAAAUCAACUGUUCACGCAGACGAUAACAGUCAACAAAUUACUCUGAACUUUAUUUCUCAGGUUAAUGAGAAUACUUUAUCACCAAAGACAAAUACUUCUGAUGCGAGAAAAAUUAUGAAAAUCAAAAUAACCAAGUCAUUCUCUGGAGUCAGCGAAGAGGAAAGAGUGGAUACUAGAUAAAAGUCUUCAAAAGAAAUAAACUCCUUAUAAAAAAAUAACAGCCUUAGCUCAAGUGAUGAAGAUGUCGAGGCUGGCAACGAAUUAAAGAGUAAUAACAGCUCAGCAAACUCUCCAAAUUAGUUAAAUAAAAGAACUAGAUGUCUUUAUGAGCCAUUAUUUAGGAUCAUAAGCCCUAUACUUCCUGAAAAAAAAUCAUACAAAAAGAAUAUCAUAAAAUACUUGAUUUCUUAUUAGUAAGGAAAGCAGUAAUAGAACGACAAAUCAGACAGAUUUACUGCUUUACUUGAAGAAAACAACUCAAAAAGACUUGCAAACUAUAUUACUGAGCUACUCUAAUCUUGCAAGAUGGCUUAAUCUAAAAAAAAUGACAUAUUUGCCCAUGAAUACAUUGCUGACAGAAUAUGUAAAAGCUUCUAGCGCAAGCAGUUAAAAAGUAAAUUACAAAGUAAUUGA
Tetrahymena thermophila SB210 is the source of this 1449-nucleotide messenger RNA. RefSeq lists its product as hypothetical. NCBI's taxonomy places the organism in Eukaryota, Ciliophora, Oligohymenophorea, Hymenostomatida, Tetrahymenidae. The transcript has a single exon. The record is from RefSeq and is a predicted model, not a curated record.